UAAACUUUUGUUUUUGUUAUUACACAAUUACAAACACAGGUCUAAAGUGGUAUACAGAUACAUGUAUCAUAAAAACUAAAAAUAAAUUUUUAAAUAUUUUUCUUUGAUUAUUCAUUUAUGUAAUUUUUUUUUGCUUAUAAAAAGUAAAAACAGUAUACUUGAGCAGUCUAAAUGUUGGGAAAGAAAUUAAAGAAAUUUAAACAUUUUUCUGCAUAUUAAUGGUCUUAACGUCGACAAUAAUAUAAUUUUUGAUAAUUACCCUCAAAGAAGAUAUGGAAAAAGUAGAGUGUCCAGUUUGCUCAAAAGAAUUACCGGUACUGGUUAUCGAAGAACACGUCAGUCGGUGCUUAUUUUUGAGUGAACCGUCAAAGGUAUUACAAGAAUGCCAAGGUAAUCAGAAAAGGCCGGCUUCAAAAGAAAAAGUAGACAACAGUUUAUCUCUUCCAAAGAAAUCAAAAUUUGACCACAAAAAAGAAGGAAACUGGGAAAAUAAAUUUUCAUCUUCUAUUUCUCAAAAUUUUGAAGAAAAUAUUAACAAAAUGGGUAUUGAUAUUAACAGUAAGAAUGAAGCUCAAAAGAAAAAUGUUUCAGAGAAUAAGUCUCAUCUUCCACUUGCUGAAAAAAUGAGGCCUUCAUCUCUUUCAACGUAUGUCGGACAGGAUCAUAUUCUCGGACCGCAGUGUUUAUUUGAGCAAUUACUGCGAAAAGCAGAAAUACCUAAUAUUAUUCUUUGGGGACCACCGGGAUGUGGAAAGACUUCUUUGGCGAAUGUCAUUGCUGGGAUAUGUAGAGAUGAAAAACAAAAGCUUCGUUAUGUUAAGCUAUCUGCUGCUUCCUCAGGAGUAAAUGAUGUGAAGGAGGCAAUUAGUCUUGCUGCUAAUGAAUUAAAGUUUGGUCGACAAACAGUAAUGUUUGUAGAUGAAAUUCAUCGAUUCAAUAAAUUGCAACAAGACAUUUUUUUACCCCAUGUGGAAUCUGGUAAAAUAACUUUAAUAGGCGCAACUACUGAAAAUCCAUCCUUCAGUUUGAAUUCCGCUCUGCUCAGUCGCUGUCGUGUAAUUGUUUUAGAAAAAUUGUCAACCCAAAAUGUGAUAUUUAUUUUAGAAAAUGCUGUAAAAUUUUUAAAAGGCCAGAUAUCUGAUACUAUUCAAGAUGCUCCAGAUAAUAUGAACUCCAAGUUUUUUAUAGAUUUUGCUACCAUAAAAUGGUUGGCAGAAACGUGCGACGGUGAUGCUAGAAUAGCCCUUGGUGGCUUAGAAUUAGCUUUUCAAUCAAAAGUUUCCGGUUCAAGUUCAAGCCAAUGUAUAAUAACUUUAUGUGAUGUGAAGGAGAGUCUAAAAAAGACACAUAUGCUUUAUGAUCGGAAAGGAGAUCAACAUUAUGAUAUUAUUUCUGCUUUACACAAAUCGGUAAGAGCAAGCGAUGAAAAUGCUUCCAUUUAUUGGUUAGCUCGAAUGAUGUCUGGAGGAGAAGAUCCAGUUUAUAUUGCAAGAAGAUUGGUACGAAUGGCGAGCGAAGACAUCGGUUUGGAGGAUCCAAAUGCAUUAAAUGUAGCAGUUAAUACUAUGCACGCUUGUAAAAUGCUUGGCAUGCCUGAAUCUGAUGUGAUAUUGGCACAAUGUGUGACAUAUUUAGCUAGGGCUCCCAAGUCUAGAUUAAUGGAAGAUGCACUAAGAGCAGCUCAAAGAAUCAUUGCAGAUCAUAAAGGUCCUCAACCUUCUGUACCUUUAGUCCUGCGGAAUGCUCCAACCAGGCUAAUGGGAAAUUUAGGACAUGGAGCGGGUUAUAAUAUGAGGCACAAAGAUCAUUCUGGUUUGUGUUAUCUACCUGAUGAUUUACAAGACAUUAACUUUUUUAAUACGAAAAAGUAAACACGGAGAAAGGAAA
Molecule: messenger RNA, 1887 nt
Organism: Leptopilina heterotoma
Lineage: Eukaryota; Metazoa; Arthropoda; Insecta; Hymenoptera; Figitidae
Product: ATPase WRNIP1-like
Exons: 5
Coding region: 273-1871 (532 amino acids)
Biological process (GO): DNA-templated DNA replication; regulation of DNA repair; DNA repair
Cellular component (GO): nucleus
Molecular function (GO): enzyme activator activity; ATP binding; single-stranded DNA helicase activity
Source: RefSeq, a predicted model, not a curated record